Messenger RNA from Phragmites australis (common reed), 2132 nucleotides. RefSeq names its product squamosa promoter-binding-like protein 2. Lineage: Eukaryota; Viridiplantae; Streptophyta; Magnoliopsida; Poales; Poaceae. Gene Ontology annotation, cellular component: nucleus. The record is from RefSeq and is a predicted model, not a curated record. The transcript has 3 exons. Gene Ontology annotation, molecular function: DNA binding. Bases 812 to 1963 code for a protein of 383 amino acids.
UCACAUGCCCUGUUAUGUUAAGUGCAGUGCAGCUAACUAGCUGAGCCUGAGCUCCUCCCCCUCCCAUCUAUAAUACUGUAGUAUCUCACUUGGUGCAGAAGGAAAGCUGCACUCAGCUUCCACCCCCACUAAAAAGAACAAACCAAUCCUCAAGAGGCAAAGGCUAGGUUAGCAAAGGCACCAGCUAGCACUCCAACAGCAAGCACCAAAGAGGGGGAAGCUCUCUGAUUGGUUUUGCUCUUCUGCUGCUUUCCUUGCUCUACAUGGAGGAGUAGUUUUUUUUUCUUUCAAUAUUGCCACAUCUGUUCUUCUCACCUACGCAGUAACCUACUCUCCCCAACCACACACACCUCACUUCUCUCUCUAUGUUACUGGCAUUGGUAAAUUAAAGUGAGUGAACAGUGCAGCUGAGUGAGAGGUGAGGUGAGGCCCCCUCUCGGCAAUUAUUGCCACCUUUGCAGUUUGGAGUCCUCCAAUAGGAGUCUCCUCCUCUUCCUGUGCCAUCUGCAACCACUGUCCCCCUUCUCUCCCUGCCAAUAUAUCUGCUGCCUGGUUGCUCAGGCUUUUGAGGGGUCGGUGCUUGCUUCCUGCAUCCAUCCAUUCAUCAAUCCACCCAUCUCCUCUUGCUGCUUUUAACCACUGCAGCUGGCUCACUGCGAGCCUGAUCCGUUCCUGAGAAGGCCUUUUUUAACGCACCAUCGCCAGCGAGGGCAAGCAAGAAACCGGCCAUUCUUGGUGAGUCCCGAGAAGAUCCCGAGAUAUAUAUACGUGUCUAGUGGUGGUGGUGCUCGUGCUUGUCGUGCCUUCUUGCAUGGAUUGGGACGCCAAGAUGAUGCCUUCUUGGGACCUCGGCACGGUGGUCGGCCCGAGCAGCGGGGGCGGAGUCGUUGCCGCCGGUGGCGGGGCGCUGGACCUCAAGCUGGGCGGCCCGACGAGCUGGAAGGCGGCGGCCGCUGUCGCGGCUGCUCCGUUGCCGCCGCCGCCGCCGCCGUCGUCCGCGCCGGCGAAGCGGCCGCGGGCGGUGCAGGCGUGCUCGGUGGAAGGGUGCGCGGCGGACCUGUCCAAGUGCCGCGAGUACCACCGCCGGCACAAGGUAUGCGAGGCGCACUCCAAGACGCCCGUCGUCACCGUCGCCGGCCAGCAGCAGCGCUUCUGCCAACAGUGCAGCAGGUUUCAUUUGCUCGGUGAGUUUGACGAGGUGAAGAGGAGCUGCAGGAAGCGCCUUGAUGGACACAACCGGCGCCGCCGGAAGCCGCAACCGGACCCUCUGAACCCUAGCAGCUUGUUUGCUAACCACCAUGGAGUGACAAGAUUCGCAUCGUACCCGCAGCUCUUCUCCACAGCAGCCAUGGCAGAGCCCAAGUGGCCGGUCAGCGCUGUCAAGAUGGAGACCGACGCAUUCCAAGACCAGUACUACCCGGCGGUUCACCUCAACCACGGCGCCGCCUCUCUCUUCCACGGCAAGGACAGGAAGCACUUCUCGUUCCUGACACACCACGGCGGUGGCGACGCCGCCGCAGCCUUGGGCUGCCAGUCGUUCACCAUCACCCCUUCCUCAGAGAGCAGCAGCAAGCAGAGCAAUGGCAACUGUGCUCUCUCUCUUCUGUCAGACAACCCGACACCGGCACAAAUCACGCUCCCCACAGCACAGCCCCUCGGCGCGGCGCUUCAGUACGGCAAUGUAGCACGGCUGCCUGACGGCGGCGACGUCUCGCUCACCGGGAUGUCUUAUGUAAAGGUGGGAGACAAAGCAUCCAUUCUGGCCACAUCUACCAUUCACACUGCAGCAGCUGCUGCUGCUGCUUCUCCCGCUGCUGCUGCUGCUGCUAGUGCAGUUGCAACACAGCUGCAAUACCAUGGUUACUACCAUGUGGAUGGUGGUGAUCACGGCAACCCAGAUGGUGCCGCCAUUCAGGCCCUUCCCUCUCAUCGUGGUAGAGGAAUCCCCAAUCAGCUAUUCUGAUUUAUCAGUUGCUAGGCAGUCGCUCUUGUUGUUCACCAAGUAUGUCAGUCAUAAUAGUAGUCUUGAUGGUGCUGAGAACUACGACAAGAGAUGUCCAUUUUUUCAAAUUAUCCUGAUGGUUCUAAACUUCUAAUUUAUGGAAAAUUAACCUAUUUAUGAUUCAGAAUUA